Molecule: messenger RNA, 3334 nt
Organism: Colletes gigas
Lineage: Eukaryota; Metazoa; Arthropoda; Insecta; Hymenoptera; Colletidae
Gene: Ror
Product: tyrosine-protein kinase transmembrane receptor Ror
Exons: 14
Coding region: 110-3334 (1074 amino acids)
Biological process (GO): cell surface receptor protein tyrosine kinase signaling pathway; multicellular organism development; protein phosphorylation
Cellular component (GO): signaling receptor complex; membrane
Molecular function (GO): transmembrane receptor protein tyrosine kinase activity; protein binding; ATP binding
Source: RefSeq, a predicted model, not a curated record
UUUUACAGGUGGUAAUGGCGACAUCGAGGAUCUGGAUCCAGAUGUUCAGGAUUAUAGCACCGACGAAGACUACAACGACGUCUUCGACGCUACCACCAACGGAACCGACAUGGAAGCAGCGUCUGGGGCUAAAAGUGGUACGUUGAAGUUUAUACGCACUUUGACGAACAUCUCGAAGGAUGCUGGCGGUGUCGCCCACAUGCGAUGCGAGGUCGUCGGGGAUCCCCCACCGACCAAGAUCAAAUGGUACAAAAAUGAGGCACCACUGGAGGAGAGGCGACCAAAGAUCACUAUUAAAAAGAUACAUGCUCAGGCACACGAACACGCCGCGAAGAACAUAGCCGGAAGCCGGCUGAAGAUCAUCAAUCUGGACGUUUCGGACGUAGGAUUUUACACGUGUCGCGUGGCAAAUGGAAAGGAUCAGAUACAAAGCGAGGGAACGCUUCGCGUCGACUCGUCUAAGAGCAGACACGCUCCCGUUCAACCAGACCACCCUAUUGAUCAAACAUCGGACGACGAUAAAUUUUCUCCCGACAUGAGUGGCGGUAGCGAUUUCAUCGAUGGGGCAGCAGGGCCUGGAGAUGGAUUAGACCUCUCAGGACCUGGAAUGUCAACGCCACACAUCUCUCAUCUAGCAUCAACAAAUCCAUUUAGUAUAUUAUCGCCAAGUCCACAACCAACUAGUUCUCAAUCUAGUACUACCGACAUGCAUACAAUCGGUGGCCUUAGAAAUGUCAAUAUGCAGUUAUCUCCUGGGAGAAAAGACAAUCAUGAAGGAAAAUGUGAGGUGUAUGUAGGGAAAACAUGUGCACAAUUUUUAGAGGAUCAGUCUGUCUAUAUACCAUACCCAAUGACACAAAAAUUACUCGAUGACAAACUGAUGAAAGCCUUUGGUGUUAUUCAAUACUCAAAUGAAGUCUCAUUAAAUUGUGAAGGUUACGCAAAACCGUCUCUAUGUUACUCCGCAUUUCCGAUAUGCCGUGAUCCUGCCAGUAUUCUAAAAUUAAAGAACUCAAAAAGUCUAUUUCAUCUUCUAAAUAAUAAUCAAGGCGGUUUAUCGAAAGAUGGCGACGGAGACGAUUCUGACGAUAUCGCGCAAUCUCACGGUAUUCCCAGAAAACGCAGUCCCACAUUGGGCCCUGGUUCCGAAUUCAAUCCAUACAAAGAGGGGAAAUCUUCUAACAAGAAACUGCUUGGUCAAAGCUACGGGGAUGUACAAUCCUCCAGCAGAAACGAGAUCAAUCGUAAAUUACGACGGAUUUGUCGAGAGGAGUGUGAGAUAUUAGAGAAUGAUCUGUGUAGAAAGGAAUAUGCAAUUGCUAAAAGACAUCCAAUGAUUGGACAACAAGUGCCUUUAAUUAAUUGUUCUGAUUUACCAAUGGAAAACACCCCUGAGGCUCGUGAUUGUUUAAGUCUUGGAAUUUCCACCGAGAACAAUGUGCAGGAAAACGAUUAUUGUUAUUGGGGAAGCGGGAAGUCUUAUCGAGGUAUCGUGAAGACAAGUAUUAGUGGAAGGCCAUGCCUGCAAUGGCUGGCUGCCUUCAAUCUUCCAAUUUCUGAUUACCCGGAACUGGCCGGGCAACAUUCGUAUUGCCGUAAUCCGGGUGAUACAGAACUACAACCGUGGUGUUACGUUGAUGUCAACCAUACAAUGCAACAGGAGUUUUGUGAUAUACCUAAAUGCGUUGAAAACUUAUGGAUCUAUGCAGUCGUUGGUUUUGUGCUAACAGGAGGAUUUGUUGUCAUAUUGAUUUGUUAUUGCUGCUGCUAUAGAAGCAGAAAGUCUACAAGGCAAAUGAACCAUUUGCCAUCGAACAAAAUGUUGACGAGUAUACAAUGCGACAAGAACAUAUACGAUGGAAGACGAAGUACGACACAACCUAUGGAGAUGAGUUCUCUUUUAGCCGGCCCUGGUAACACAACCCCUGGCACCGGAACGUUAAGCAGUGGUAGUAGUAGAACAUCCAAUAACAGAGUGCCACAAUUUACUACCAAUAAUGUUGUUCUUCUACAAGAACUAGGCGAAGGAGCUUUCGGAAAAGUGUACAAAGGAGAGUUGCAAACAGGCAACAAAUGCGAACCACCGAUUUACGUCGCGGUGAAGACGUUAAAAGAGAACGCGAGUCCAAAAACGCAAAGUGACUUCAAACGAGAAGUGGAUCUGAUGACGGACCUUAGGCAUCCAAACAUUAUUUGCUUGCUCGGCGUAAUAUUGAAGGGGGAACCAAUGUGUAUGUUGUUCGAGUACAUGACGCAAGGGGAUUUGCACGAAUUUCUCAUCUGCCAUUCGCCAAGGUCCGACGUUCCGUUGAACAAUGGAAGCGGCAAGAUCUUGGAGCAGCCCGAGUUUCUACACAUCGCUUUACAAAUCGCAUCCGGCAUGGAAUAUCUAGCAAGCCAUCACUAUGUUCACCGAGACUUAGCAGCAAGGAAUUGCUUGGUUGGAGAUAAUUUAACAGUGAAGAUCUCCGAUUUCGGGUUAUCGCGUGAUAUAUACAGUAGCGAUUACUACAGAGUCCAAUCUAAGAGUCUGUUACCUGUUCGAUGGAUGCCUCCAGAGUCAAUUGUUUAUGGGAAAUUUACGACGGAGUCGGAUGUAUGGAGUUUUGGUGUUGUAUUAUGGGAAAUUUAUAGUUACGGUUUACAGCCAUAUUACGGUUACAAUAAUCAAGAAGUGAUAGACAUGAUUCGGUCGCGUCAAUUAUUACCUUGCCCCGAGGACUGCCCGACCAUGAUUUACAGUCUAAUGAUAGAAUGCUGGCACGAGGUGGCGAACCGCCGACCACAGUUCCCAGAGAUCCACCAUCGUUUGCACAACUGGUACAUAAACCAGACCUAUCUGAGCGAUUUCUGUAACGAGUCCAUAACCAGCUACUCCGGGAGCAGCCACAAGAGCACAAACAAAACUAACUCCACGCAGCUGUCCGCCCCGAUAUACAAGUGCGAUCAGAAGGAAAUGGGGAACUUCAAGGGGAACACCGAGCAAGUGUUUUGCAACAUCAACGACCAUAGCAACGGAUUGAAGAUAUUGCCCAGCUUCCAAAACUCGAACUCCAUCGAGCAAAGGCCGAAUUGCGGUUACAGCGAGCACAACACGCCUAUGAAAACGCCGAAUUAUCCGAACCAGACAAAUAUUAACAUGAACGAGUACGACGACAAACAGUGUUGCUCGCCGAAACUGAGCGGGGCGAAGAAAGUUCUGCCACCCACGGCGCAAUCGGUGGGCAAAAUGAACACGCUGAACGGUACUAGACCGAUGCAAAACGGUGCACAACUAGUUGUCAGGUUACCGGACCCCAGCAAGGUCACGACCGAGACCAGGGUAUCAAAGUGA